AUUGGCACAGUGGUGUCAGGACAGUGGUGGCAGCAAGAGCUGUGGGACUGGCAGAGGGCAAGGCACCAUGGCCCUUGCUCUGCGACUCCUACUCCUGCUGCUCCUGGCCGAGGCCCUGACUGCCUGGGCUGCACAGGCGGCUCCACUCCAAGUGUGGCGAGCAGAUUGGGAUCGUGACAUGGCUUAUAUGGAAAAGCUAGUGCAUAACAGUUGGAAGACUCCAGAGCAUGGUGGAGGUCCUCCUGCAAUGAAGAAGGAAGAGAUGGCAGGCAAGAAGAAAUUAGAAGCAGCCAAACAUCUGGAUGAGAUGCUGAGUGACCUGGAGAGACGCCGUGCAAUGGAGCAAAAGUCCGUGCAGAUGGCGCCACAUCAUACUGGAAGCAAUGGCUCUGUGUCAGUCCCUGAUGGAGGAAAGGAGGAGUUGCCAGACAUGGGCAAAGGCAUAGGAGAAGUUCUUGGCAAGUCAGACACAAAUGCCCAGAAUCCACAGAACAACCGAAGAAUUGUCUGCCCUCAGGACGUGCGCAGGUCCUGCAUGAUAGGCACGGUGGUGACACUGUUCACAGUGCCACUUUCCAUGGUGCUGUGCUAUGCUGGGUUCCGGUGGUGGAAGGAAAAGAAACAUCGCGCUGCCGCAGCUCCAGCAUCCCAGCCGAGAAGGUGUGACUCUCCUUGGCCCCCAGGGAGCCCAGAGAGCUUCGAGUUUUGCAACUAUCAGACAUGGCCUCUGCAGCAGCAGCAGCUGCCCAAGAAAGCAGACUACCAGCCCUCCGUGCCUCCCCCACGGCCCCCCAUCCCGGCCGUGAAGCAGAAGUCUCCCGAGAUCCCCCCACCUCCUCCCCUCCCCAGCCCACCGCCCUGGUCCAGCUAG
This is a messenger RNA of Passer domesticus (house sparrow), 871 nucleotides long. RefSeq lists its product as uncharacterized. The transcript has 6 exons. The coding region runs from base 68 to 871 and encodes 267 amino acids. Lineage: Eukaryota; Metazoa; Chordata; Aves; Passeriformes; Passeridae. The record is from RefSeq and is a predicted model, not a curated record.